Onychostoma macrolepis is the source of this 5253-nucleotide messenger RNA. RefSeq names its product brain specific kinase 146 (gene bsk146). The transcript has 4 exons. The record is from RefSeq and is a predicted model, not a curated record. NCBI's taxonomy places the organism in Eukaryota, Metazoa, Chordata, Actinopteri, Cypriniformes, Cyprinidae. Gene Ontology annotation, molecular function: ATP binding; protein serine/threonine kinase activity. Bases 212 to 1381 code for a protein of 389 amino acids. Gene Ontology annotation, biological process: peptidyl-serine phosphorylation; peptidyl-threonine phosphorylation.
AACGCGUCGCAGGCGGUGAGAUCCACGCCGGGUGAGUUAUGAUGCGGCGGAGCGACUGAUUCUCAGCAGCACCGAGACACACAAAUGCGGGGAAGAUAGAGACACGCCACUGUACCGUGAGAAGAGACUCUCACUGCGGUAUUUCUGCCUCGAAACAGAAGAACUGCGCUUCUGGACGGAUUUCAUGUAAGCCAGAGCGACCGUUAGCAGAAUGAGCUCCUCUCCCGUCAUGUCACGCAUGUCCGUCGACAUCCUGGAGGAACUGCAGCUCUUCACAGCUCAAAACCUGGAGAAGGUGGACGUCAACAAAUACUAUGAAGUCAUGCGGGAGCUGGGGAAGGGCACCUACGGGAAGGUGGACCUCGUUAUCCAUAAGAUCAGAGGUACCAAGAUGGCUCUGAAGUUUCUAAAGAAGAAAACGACCAAGCUGAAGAGUUUCUUGAGAGAGUACAGUAUCUCGCUCUUUCUGUCUCCAUGUCCCUUCAUCAUCAACAUGUUUGGCAUUGCGUUUGAAACGGAGGAGUACUAUGUUUUUGCGCAGGAAUAUGCGCCGUCCGGUGACCUGUUCGAUAUCAUUCCACCACAGGUGGGAUUGCCGGAGCCAGUGGCGAAGCGCUGUGUCCAUCAGGUGGCCAUCGCUCUGGACUACCUGCACUCCAAAAAGCUGGUGCACAGAGACAUCAAGCCUGAGAACAUCUUAAUCUUUGACAAGGAGUGUCGCAAGGUCAAGCUGUCAGACUUCGGCAUGACGCGGCGCGCCGGCUCGCCGGUGAAGCGUGUGAGCGGCACUAUCCCGUACACGGCGCCCGAGCUCUGCGACACGUCCAAGCACGAGGGCUUCUGCGUGGAUUACAGCACAGACGUGUGGGCCUUCGGAGUGCUGCUGUUCUGCAUGCUGACCGGGAACUUCCCCUGGGAGAAGGCCAUGCCGUCCGACACUUUCUACGAGGAGUUUGUGCGCUGGCAGAGGCGGCGGACCGGCGCGGUGCCGUCACAGUGGCGCAGAUUCACGGACGAAGCCCUUCGCAUGUUCCGAAAGCUCCUGGCCCUGGAGCAGGAACGCCGCUGCUCCGUCAAGGAGGUGUUUGUGCAUUUUGGCCACCGUUGGAUGCUGGAUGGCCAGGCGGGCGGAAGCCACCAUCAGGCCACGCUGAACUCUUCAUCUGAGGAGGAGGAGCUACUGGUGGACCGUAUGAAGCAGCAGACCCUGUCUCCGACGGCUUCCAAGACCAACGGCAUGGAGUCGGGAACGGCUCACCACUUCACCUCCGUGUCCACGAACAGCUCCGUGUCUUCCACCAACAGCUACGAGCGCUCGGCCAGAGACAGCCCGCCUAGCAGCCGCAUCCUGGUCACAACGCCGAUAGAGAUCUGCGUGUAGAGAUCCAACCGCUGGCGAAAUUAACACGUGCACAAGCAGACACAUCCAUAAGAGACUCUAAACUCUCAUGUACAUCCGGAACUGAGUCUAUUACAGCGCAAAAAAUGACAAACUUAUUCUGUUCGAUUCUCCGGUCGGCUCGACUAACAUUCCUAACAGCGAUUUGCAUCAAGAAACUGUCUGCGAAGAAACGUUGCACUGAAACUGUGAAAUACCGUGCAGGUUGUGCUUUCUAAAGACCCGUUGGCACCAAGAACGAUAACUAUAACGAUAACUUUAUUAGUGUCCACACCAGCUGACUUUCUGUUUAUUAUAAGCGCGCUGCAGUUUUGUCUGCUGCUUUAAAUGCUCAAGCUCUUUAACGUCAGAUGGAUUCUGAUUGGCUGUCAACGUUUUUAUUGUCCAUUCAUUGGAAAAAAUCAUUACAACGAUAUCGUUCCUCUGUUACGGCCAACAGGGAACGUUCUCAGAACUUUAUCAUGAACAAACAUUCUCCCGAUAACGUUAAUAGUGUUUGUUCAAUGUUAACGUUGUCAAAACAUUAGCACAAAAACAUUAUACAUCGUUCAUGGAGGGUUUUUUCUGAAACAUUUUAGUUGGACGUUCAUCUAACAUUCUUUUAAAUAUUAUCAGUUUCAGAUAAUGUUCAGAGAGCUUUCAAAAGUAGCUUUUGCAAAAUGAUAAAAUAGAAUGUUUCCUUAACGUUAACGUAUAAUCAAGAAAAAUGUUUAGAGAACGUUUAGAAAUUGUUGUCAUAACUUAAUAAUAGGAAUGUCAGCAAAACGUUCUUAAAACAUAUAUUUUUGUUUCCUGGAGUGUUGUUAUUGUUAUAGUUGUAGUGUGGAAUUCCUUAUUCUCUUUGAAUUAGAAGGAUUAUUCAAACUUUACAUAUUUAUUAUAAGCGUGCCACCGUUUUGUCGGAUGCCACUGUAAAUGCUCAAUCUUUUGGAUUCUGAUUGGCUGUCAAUAUUUUUAUCAUUCAUUCACUGGAAAAAAAAAAAUUCUGAAAGUGGUUACAACAACAUCGUUCCCUUGUCCCAGCUAACAGGGAACAUUCUCAGAACUUUGGCUAAUGUUUCCUGAGAGUUAUGAAAAAACGUUCCUCCAAUAACGUAAACGGAAUGUUCAUUCAGAGUUAUUUAAGAUUUAAUAAUGUUCUCAAAACGCUUGCACAAAAAAUGAUGCAUUGUUCAUGGAAGGUUUUUCUUAAACAUUUAAGUUAGACGUUCGUCUAACAUUCUUUUAAAUGUUACCAUUUGUUCAGAGAACAUUUAAAAGUAACGUUCUCAUGUUUUCAAAACGAUACAAUAGCAUUCAGAAAUCACCCCUGCUGAAAAAAACAAUAGAACCCUGCCCAAAACACAAUAGAAAAUGUAAUGGUUAUAAUGGGAAUUGUAUUGGUUUUAAUGGAAACUAUAAUGGUGUCCACUGGUAUGUGAUGGAUUCUAUUGGAAAAAAUGCCCAAAACAAACUACAAAAAGGAAUUUUGUAAUGGUUUUACUGGAAAAAGCUAAUGGUUUAUAAUGGUAUUUUAAUGGAAACCAUUGGAAUUUCUGUGAUGGUUUCUAUUGGGCUUCUAUUUUUUUAGCAGGGAUGUUUUCAAUAACGCUUUGGCAUCUUAAUGGUAACAUUAGCAAAAUGUCCUUGGAACAUAUUUUUCUUUUCUGGAGUGUCAUUAUUGUUAUAGUUGUAGUGUGGACUUCUCAUAGAAUUAGAAUGAUUUUUAAAACGUCGUAGUUCUAGUUAUCGUUAUGAUCUUUGGUGUGCACGGGCCUUAACUCGUGAAUAAGCAACGAACUAAUAAACGAGUGGAUUGAACAUUUGAAUCCAGUUCCAGCUCAAAGAAGCUCGCGGGAAGAAUUUCGAGGGCUUCCCCAAAACGUCUCUAAAGCAAUAUAUGAAGCAAAAAAGAAAGGAGAAUAUCUGGGAUCUUCAUUCUUGGGAGGAAUUCAUCAAAUAAACAUUUCAGUGAAUAAGCAAACAGUGGGCCAUUGAUGAUAUUUGCUGUGGUGAUAUGUGAGUGAGUUUGUGUGCGUGUUUGCGAUUUAGUGCGUACGAAUAAUUUAAAGCCUGGCGUUCAGGACGUGCAACCCAACGAAAGCUUUUCCAGAGGUUCUGAUCAUGUGACAGAUUUUGCAUGUACUGGAAGUGUUUCUAAAACUGACUUGUAGACUGUUGUUUUGAAUUGACUUAAUUUAUCAGGAUUCUUAGUAUUCAGAAAUAUAUUUUUUCAGUUGCUGUGUAGUGAUUAACAAACAUGGAUAUUUUUCAUUUAAUUUUAGUACUUUAGCACAGUUGUGCCAAACUUAUUUUUUAAUGUGAAGUUCUUGUGGCAGAUGUGAAGGUCAGCUGCUACUGUGUGAUGAACAUGAAUUGAAAACACGGUAACACGAACGUUUAUUCACAAUGUUUUUUUUAAUUUCUGAGCGUUCGGCUGUGAUUGCUUUAUGAGUCGGACCUUGUGCACUGGUUGUGGUGGUGAACACUGUAUGUAUUCGAAGACUGACAGGUUGAAAAGAUGUAUUUUUGCCUACUGUACAAUUUUGUUUUCUUGGUGUUCCCCCUUUAAAAGUCUUAUAUUUUUUCUACAUUGAUUUAAACUGAAACUCAAAACAAAGAGCGCAGAUGUUCUGAUAACUGCAUGACCAUGAUGAAAAAACAUUGAAGAUCUGUGAGAAUUACUGUAAUGUGAAGAUUUUUUGCUGUCACAAUUUCUUGCAUAAUGUUUCAGGGUGAAAUUGUAGUAGAUGAUGUAGGGCAAAACAUCCAGCCAGCCAAUUGAAUUGUUCGUUUUGUUGUUGUGUUUGUGUACCGCUGCUGCUGUUGUUGUUAAUUUCUCACUGAGAUCAAGAACUACCUGAUUGAAACACCUCACACCUGCGCUGCUACUGUCAGGUACUGAAAGCGAUUCUUUUCAGGUGAGGUUGAACAGAAAGUCUUACUUGAUUGAACUCAAGGCCUUGGAGACAUGCAAAAGGGGAGUUUUUAAUUGGAAUUGGUGUGUUUUAUUUUAUGCUACACGUCUGCAUGAGCUUUCAACACGUAUUGGGAGUAUGUUCUGAGAAAAAAGAAAAAAAGGUUAGCUAUAGUCGUAUCAACCUCUUUGCAUCAAAAGUGGCCCAUCAGAGCAUAAAUAUCCUGUUCUUGCAUAUCGUAGACAUGCAGCUCUGCUGGAAACUACACAUACUGACCAUCAAACGCCUUCGGCAGUGCUUGACCUUGGUUUAGUAGCAAAUGAAAAGACCUGGGGAUUUUGUGAUCGGUCAGCCUUUGUCGUGCUGAAGCGUUUUGGUUUCUGGUGAUAGUUUUGAUUUCAUUAGCUAUCGGUGGGCUUUCAGUCAUCAAAACAAACUCAAACUCGUCUAAAAUCUGUCUUUGCAAUACAACUGUCUUCCUGUAAGUUCAGAUUUAUUCAGAAAUAAAUCUUGACAGAAAUGUGCACUUGUUUGUUUCUCUAGGUUUGAAUGGCUGGUUUUGGUUUUGACUUUUUAAUCUCACAAUUCAGAAUGUGUCUCGCGAUUGCUACUUAAUCUCACAAUUCUGGCUUUUUUUCCUCACGGUUCAGUUUGCAUCUUGCGAUUCUGACUUUUUUUCUCAGGAUUCUGAGGUUAAAUUGUACAAUUCUGACUUUCUUCUUGUAAUGUUUGCAACUCACAACUUUUGAGUUCACAUUUUGCAAUUGAUUUUUUAUUUUUCUGAAUUCUAAGUUAAAAUUGUAAAAUUCUGACUCUUUUUCCUCAGAAUUCCAAGUUUACGUUUCACAAUCCUGACUCAGGAUUCUGGGUUUAAACUGUAUAAUUCAGAAUUCUCUUUGAGUUUACUUCUUGAAAGUCUGAUUUUUUUUUUCUCUCUCUGAAUUCUCAGUUUACAUC